Hydra vulgaris (swiftwater hydra) is the source of this 950-nucleotide messenger RNA. RefSeq names its product BTB and MATH domain-containing protein 38. Gene Ontology annotation, molecular function: protein binding. Lineage: Eukaryota; Metazoa; Cnidaria; Hydrozoa; Anthoathecata; Hydridae. The record is from RefSeq and is a predicted model, not a curated record.
CUAAUUUAGAUAUUUUUUUAACAAAAAAAACAAACGCAUAAACUAAAAAUAAUAUAUAUUGUAAAACAAGCUUAUGGAUUUUACUCAACCUUGGCGAGGAAGUGACCUAAUACUUGAAAUUGAAAACAAACCAUUGCACGUGCACAAAAAUAUACUAUCGAUAUGGUCGCCAGUCUUUGAUAGAAUGUUCAACUCGAGUUUUGUAGAAAAAAAUACAGAAAAACUAAGCUUACCUGGAAAGAAAUAUAACGAGAUUGAAGAAAUGCUACAUAUAAUUUAUGACAGAAGAAAAUAUGUAACAGAAUCUACUGCGGAGUUUCUAUUCUCACUAGCUGACGAAUACCAAAUGGAACAACUACAUGCAGUCUGUGUCGCAUAUCUAAAAAAUGUACCAAAAAUAGGAGUUAAAGUAUGCAAAUACCUAGAAUUAGCAAUGCGUUACAAUGUUGAUGAAAUCAAAGAAGAGUGCCUUAAUGCUGUUGAUAAAUUAACAACAGUUCAACUCGAACAAAGUUUAGAGUUCCAAUGUCUUAAUGAUUCUAUAAAAUUUACAAUUGCUAAAAAAAGAACUAUGUAUUUGGAGGAGCAACUAAAUAAUUACAUUAAACAUGUAGACUCAAUGCUUAACUAUUUAUACUCUUCUGCCCAUCAAUCUUUAGAGCUUUUUUUUACUGAACUUGGGUUAGAAGACUCAGUAUUUAACAAAUGCGACCAACAUGAACAACACAGAAGGCUAAGAGCAGGCCUAAAAUUUGAUUAUUCCUGUAUUUCUUGUAGAAAACGUGUACUAACAUCAAGACAGUUUAAAGUUACUGCAAGUGAGAUUAGUGAUAUACUUGAAUCAUUAUAUAAAUUAAAUAUACAAAAUAGUACAACAAACUGAUUUUCAAAUGUUUUUAAAGCAAAAAAACUUACUAUAACAUUAAUGUAGUUAUCAUCUUCCGCAGUAA